UCAGGGGAAAUUAAUCCUUUUCUUUUAUUCAGGAAAUGUGAUGUAGAUGUAGCAACAAUACAUCAAGUGGAGUUGUGAAUGAGUUUAGUCUUUACCUUAGAUAACCCCUCAUUUUCCUCACAUGCUCACGGCAUGAGGGAAGAUGUUCUUCAAGUAUUUGGGUCAAAAACAAAACCUAACUCCUGGGGAGGAAUGAGAGGGUAGUGGGGCGGACAAACAAAACAUUUAUAACACAUGUACUUUCCCCACGUGAAUCAAUAUGCAAGCCCUGAACUCCCCGUUGAGCAAUGAGGCCAAAGAGAAGCAGCAGCUGAAAGACAGAUGAGACAGAGGGAGGGCUGUGGGAUGUCAUGUGUGAAGGAGAAGACUCUCAUUGGAGGCAGAGAGAAAGAAGACUGAAUGCAUGUUUUGAGGGGAAAAAAGGACACGAAAAGCAUCCUCCUACACGCUGCAGCCAUCUUGGUCGCACUGCUCCAUUCUGGACUCCACAUCUGAUUGUUUUUAAGCUCUAACAAGACUGGAAUGAUGUCCUCCAAAUUGAAGUGGCUGAUUCUGAUCCAGCUCCUGCUGAAUGAACAGGCUUGGUGCAGGAUCCCACCUCCUCUGGCGCUGAGAAACACUCCGCUUCCAGGAGCUGACUUCAAUGAAGCGAGAAAGGAAACAGCCAAACAGGAUCAUCCAUCUCUCCUGGGACCCAAACUGCAGCUCCGUAUCCCACCUGCAGAAAACCCUAAUCCUCCUCAAAUAGAGGAGAGAGUUCAAUCUGCCGAAAAUAUAAUAUCAAUCCUCAGGGCGAAGCUUCCGGAGCAGAUUCAAGAUCACCUCCACAUUCAGGGGAACGUCAGCUGUGAGGAACUGCUAGCUGCCAGCGCCGUGGACGACCCAUCAUCCUCCCUGUUCCCCCAGGAGCUCCUGGGUCUCUCUUUAGUGCCUGUGUUGGUGGUGGCAGGCUGCCAACAGGAAGCACAGACCCUGGUGCUCAAGCUGUACGGCCUGCUGGGAGUGGCGGACACGGAGGAGCUCCUGAUGGAGGUGGAGGGUCUGAUCGAGAGGAGGGGGAGCAAGUCUGCAUCCACGCAUGCACCUGCAUUAUCGCCUUCAGAGAGGAAUCAAGCAGGGUGCCACAUGGAGGCUGUGAUGUUUAACAUCCAGCAGCUGACCAUGGUGGGAGACGGUUCCCCCCAGCGUGAAGGGCAUUGUGAGGGCUGGACCAGGGUGAGUGGAACCACACUGGCAGGAACAGCGAUGGAAGGAGCCACAGGGGAUCUAGAGGAGGCUAUGCGGGCCUGUGAGAGACUGGGAGUCCUGUGUGCUGGUGUGACCAGCAGUGGACCACUCAAACCUGGGAAGUACCAGGGAGUGUUGAAGAAAGGCAGCCGCGUCUUACCCUCUGAAUCCACAGAGUCUGAAUGUUGGAUCCGUCAGUGCAGCGCAGAGGAGGAUGUUCUGACCGCUGCUGCUUCGGGCCGACGGGAGAGGCGAAGCCCCCGGAGCAGUUGCAUCAACAAAAGCGAGGAGCGUGUGCACAACGUGGUGGAGUGGAUCCCUGCAGUCAGCACCCUCUACAACCUCGGCACAGCUGUGUAUUACGCCUCAGUGAACUGCUCCGAGACCGCCAAGGAGAGAGCCAUCCUCAGCGCUGUUGACCUCGGCACGGAUGCUCUCAUGGUGGCCACGGGGGGGACUGCCGGGGUGGCAGGCUACGCACUGGGCGCAGGGGUGAAGACCGGUGUGAAAGCAGGCGUCAGGUAUCUGCUCAAGUCCAUGAAGCAGGAGGAUGACGUGCUGGUCAACCAGUUCAACCGGGAGGAUGGCGUAUUCACUGUCCAGUAGACUAAAGGAUUGAUAAAUCAGCCUGUGAAUCUUUAGCAAUAAAUAUCUUUAAAUCUAGUUUAUACAUUCAAUUAAAAAAGACAGUAACACAGGAUCAAAGUUUGUUAACUGACAUGGUUGAUGAGUACAAUUUGGGUUUACCAGGCGUUAAAUUAUCUAGAUUAUUUGAAAAACAAGAUUACACAUUUUUGUAUUACUCAGUGGAUUAUUAGAAUCAAGUUUUGAAAUGGGGGGGAACACUUUUUAAUCGUGUCACUGCACAAACUUCAUUUUACACAGUUUGACAAGGAUUAUUCAAUAUUGAAGAUUUUUCUAAUGAAAAAUGAAAUGUACUUAGAGUAAAAAGGUAAUCAUACAUUAUGCAUUAAUUGCAAACAAGGUUUAACAAGUUAAGUAAGCUGUUGAAAUGUUUUGCUUGUAGAAUAGUAGCUCCUUUUGUGAAUAAUUGAUUAAAUAGUACCACAGAGAACAAUGUACCAUAUUAAGCAUCAACUUCUGAAAAACAGGUCUCAGGAAAUCAAACCUUCAAUCCCUCAAGACUUUCAUUUUGCUCUUCAUCCGGUGUCUUUUCUUCUGAUUAUUGUGUUUCAUCAUGCUUCUUAUUUUCUUCCCUUCCAUGAAAACGUUUUGUCGGGUCAGAGUCACAUUCCACCUCUGGUGUUAAUUGCAGGGACAAUAGACUGAAAACUAAGUUUUGUAGCUCUAUAUAUUUGUAUUAAUUUUCGUGAAAAGUCAAUAAAUUGUUUGAAUCUA
Messenger RNA from Pseudoliparis swirei, 2586 nucleotides. RefSeq names its product apolipoprotein F (gene apof). Gene Ontology annotation, biological process: cholesterol metabolic process. Lineage: Eukaryota; Metazoa; Chordata; Actinopteri; Perciformes; Liparidae. The transcript has 2 exons. The coding region runs from base 523 to 1833 and encodes 436 amino acids. The record is from RefSeq and is a predicted model, not a curated record.